AUGGAGUUUCUUACUGCUGUUGUGCCACUCCUGGCUUCCAAUUUGGCUCACAUGCGCCAGGAGUUGCAGACGGUGUACGGCCUCCAUGUCGAGCUGGGAAGGCUGCAGAACUCCGUCUCCAUGAUUCAGGCCGUCCUGAGCGAGGCACAGGAGAACGAGCAAAGCAGGAACGCAGUGAAACACUUGCUGCCUGAGCUCAGUCAGGCUGCGUAUGAAGCAAAUGACGCCUUGGAUGAUGUUGCAACGGAGUGGCAACGCUGCCAGCUGAUCAAAUACGCAUCGGUACGCAACUUCCUUGCCCCUGUCAAUCCCAAACGUGAGAAAUUUAAGCGAGAAAUGGGUAUCAGGCUGAGAGAGAUCGAAAACAGGCUAAGUUACAUAGCAAGUAGAUGCCCCUUGCACAAUUUGCAUAGUGGAUCGCCGAGGCUGUAUGGCUACCAGACCACCUCACUGAGUCCUCCACGGCUUCUCGGUCGCGAGUUCGACAAGCAAAAACUAAAAGAAUUGUUGAUUCCGUUGAAUGAAGUAACUGGUUCGGGUGUCUCAGUGAUUCCAAUCUUUGGGAUGCCUGGUGUCGGGAAGACAACACUUGCACAGCUAGUCUGCAACGAUGAGUCUGUGAAGGACCAUUUCGAGCUCAGGCUUUGGGUUAAUGUGUCUCGUGACUUCGACUUGGUGAGGAUCAUGAGUACCAUCAUUGAAUUCAUAGAUGGAUUUCAGUGUGAUUUGGUCACCCUCAGCGAUCUUCAGAAUGAAAUUACAAAGAAGCUGAGUGGAAAGAGAUGCCUGCUUGUCCUGGAUGAUGUUUGGCAAGAAAGCCAGGAGUGGGAGAGGCUCAAAAGCUUCCUGUACUCUGCUGAUGAAGGAAGCAAGAUACUAGUGACGACUAAAAGUGAGCAGGUGGCUGCUUUCAUGGCGACUAAUUCACCUCCUUACCACUUGGAGGGCUUAUCGAGGGAUGACUGCUGGUCUUUGAUUUGCCAGUAUGCAUUUGCUCGAGAUCCUACUGCAACUUUUGCACUUGAAGGCUAUAGGAUUCUUGCUGUCAGCAAAUGCAAAGGUUUUCCUUUGGCAGCUAUUGCUCUGGGCCAAAGGCUAUUCAGAGAAGCUGACAGAAGCAAGUGGGGGGCAAUUUUGAGAAGCAACUCAUCGCCAUUGCCGCUGUCAUCGGGACUUUCAGGUGCCGACGGAAGUAUUAUGGAUGCAUUCAGCUUAAGCUACCAAAACUUCCCUCAAUAUCUCAAGUCAUGCUUAGCCUACUUCUCCAUGAUCCCUAAAGGUUCCGAGUUCGAGAAGGACUUCAUCAUUCAAUUGUGGAUGGCACAAAGCUUCAUCCAAACACGAGGAGAUGAGCAAGUGGAAGAUAUUGCCAAUGACUAUUUUGAUUCCCUCGUGCAGAGCUCAUUCUUGCAAUAUUCACGUUUCGAUCACAAGAGCCAUCAGCAUAGGUACAUGGUGCAGGAUGUCUUCCAUGAAUGUGCCCGAUGUAUUGCAGCAGAAGAAUGCUCUAACAUGGAGCCUGGCCUGGAUUUGCAUGUAGCAGCCAGCCUUCGCCAUUUAUCAGUGAACUAUGAACAAUUUGCAGCGAGUUUCCCUUGGUUUCAGGGCCACAGCUAUCUGUACGAGGAAGUGUACAAGUGCAAAGGCUUGCAGUCACUGCUACUGAUUGGCAAUUCCACAAAUGGCCCAACAAUGGUAGUUCCUGAUGAUCUUGCUAAGAAACUUAGUAGCCUGCGCACUCUGAUGCUCACCAACUUGUGCUUGAAUCAGUUGCCUGAAUCAAUCGGAGAUCUGAAGCACCUGCGCUGUCUCCAGCUACAGAACACAAGCAUAAAGAGGUUGCCUGAGUCUGUGUCUUACCUCUACAAUCUACAGACCUUGGGGCUCAGGAAUUGCUACCGUCUGAAAGAGCUUCCAAAAGAUACAAGGAAUCUGCUCAAUCUACGGCAUCUCGAUCUUCAUCUCGAUCAAAAUUCAAGAGUCUCAUUGGCACCAGAAGACACCAAUACCAGUGGUGAAUUGAGAUGCAUGCCGCCAGAAAUUGGAUCACUGACUCAUCUCAGGACACUGCCAAGGUUUAUUGUGAGCACAAGGCCUGAGUGUGGUUUAUCUCAGUUGAGGUACUUGAACAAUCUCCGUGGCGAACUUGCCAUUGAAAGGCUUGAUCUUGUCUUUGGUGUGGGAGAAGCUGUUGAAGCAAACCUAUCGAGCAAGGAACAUAUCCACAGGCUAGAGUUGACAUGGAAGUACAAUAAUCUAACAGAGGCAGUAGCUCAAAGUGUGGGGAAUGACAGUAGAGAGACCAUACUAAAAUACCUCAGACCUCAUUCCAACCUCAGAGAGAUUGGAAUAGUCGGUUAUGGAGGAGCCAUGUUUCCGACAUGGAUGGGGGAUUCUUCCUUCUACAAUCUAGAAACAGUGCAGAUCUCCCAAACUUACAAUUGUUUGAACCUUCCACCUCUUGGUCAAUUGCCAAAGCUCAAGUAUCUAUUCCUCAAAGAAAUGCAUGGACUGAAGUGCAUGGACUGUUCACUUUGUGGAAAAAACAAGACUCGAUUCCCAGCACUAGAAACUCUACAUCUAGAAAAUAUGUCAGGACUACAAGAAUGGUGGGGGGAUGAUGAUUGUACCUUGCUGUCUCUCCGCGAGCUUAGGAUCAAGAAUUGCAUGGCUUUGGAUCAACUUAGACACAAACUACCUUCUCUGGAAAGGUUAGUGAUUGAAGCAUCAAGAAAUUUUGUUGGCCUACAAGAUUUCCCUGAACUUAAAUCAUUAGAAGUGAAGACGAACGAUGACUGGAUAUGGAGUUCCUGGCCAGUGAUGUCCUUACUCCCCUCUCUCACUCUCAGUGGACUGCAAAGAAGAACCUUGCCCUUCUACGUAGAAGGUCGCCACGCAUUAAUCCGUCGACUAGAAAUCAGCUCUUGCAGCCAAUUAUUAUCCCUGCCGGAUGCUUGGCUACCGGCAGGCCUAUCGGACUUCGCUGUCAGACACUGUUCCGAGCUGCAACAUCUACCCAAAGGACUGACUGAGCUGAGGGAGUUAGAGCAUCUGGAGAUUGAAAACUGCAAGCGACUCAAGUAUCUUCCAGUUGGACUCAGGAACAUGAAUUCACUCACAUACCUUGAGGUCUCAGACUGCCCUGGCCUCUUGUGCUUGCCGACGGAUGGUUUUCCAGCCAAUCUUCGAUUUCUAGGCAUCAGCAACUGCCCUGAGCUAAGGCAGCAGUGUCAAGGGAUGGGAGAUCAAGGCUGGUUCGAUCUUCAGCAUGGCCUCCGAGUGUGGAUAGAUGGCAGGCUAGUGAGUUUCUCCGGUCAUCGCCACCCUCAUGCCCCAGAAGCACCAACAACAUUUAGCUAACAGAACCGUCAUAGUGUGAGGCCACCGAUGGAAGCUCAAGCAAGUAAAUGGGGCUGCCACUGGAUAGCAUAGCAAUGGUAGCACCAAGGUUCGAUUUCCUGGUUCAGAAUUGAGGUGUUCAGCUUCAGAGACAGCAAGUGGAACUGAUUGCUUCAUUACAUAAACCAAUGGCGACAUUCAUGAUAGUGUAAUGGAUAAGAAGUUUUUCCGCAAUUGAAAAAAUGUUGUAUUAUACAGAUAAUUGUUGCAGAAAUAGAUACCUAAACAGAAGGAACAAAACAAAUUAUCCCCCUUUUCA
This is a messenger RNA of Zingiber officinale, 3658 nucleotides long. RefSeq names its product putative disease resistance protein RGA3. NCBI's taxonomy places the organism in Eukaryota, Viridiplantae, Streptophyta, Magnoliopsida, Zingiberales, Zingiberaceae. The record is from RefSeq and is a predicted model, not a curated record. The coding region runs from base 1 to 3360 and encodes 1119 amino acids. Gene Ontology annotation, molecular function: ADP binding. Gene Ontology annotation, biological process: defense response to other organism. The transcript has 2 exons.